Molecule: messenger RNA, 1254 nt
Organism: Penicillium malachiteum
Lineage: Eukaryota; Fungi; Ascomycota; Eurotiomycetes; Eurotiales; Aspergillaceae
Product: cyclic nucleotide-binding domain-containing protein
Exons: 1
Coding region: 1-1254 (417 amino acids)
Cellular component (GO): nucleus
Source: RefSeq, a predicted model, not a curated record
AUGGCACACAAUUCAUUCCCGGGGUCCAACCCAUUCGUCAACACCAGCGCCAAACGUGAUAAAUCUCCCAACAUUCACCAAAUCACGGAGGAGGAGGAAUAUGAGGUGACGUCACCAACUGACAUGACCUUUCGACAGGCCAACGUUGGUAGCAUUCAAGGGACAAUCCUUUUCGGAGAGAACGCAGGAAGCGCAGGAACUGAAGGUGGAACACAGGGCUUUGGAGGUUCGCUGUUCGGUCGGGGGAGCCCCUUUGACUCGGGUCCUGGAUCGGGCGCGGGUAAUCCGGGUGAGGAUGAGGCUGGAGCUCUCCCGCCGGGCCCCGCAGGUCAAGGCUUCCCCAGCAAUUAUGCGCUGGGUCGUCGCACCUCCGUGUCUGCAGAGUCCUUGAACCCCACGUCCGCUGGAACUGAUAGUUGGUCACCCCCAAACCAUCCUAAGACGGAUGAGCAACUGGCACGACUGAGGACUGCGGUCAGUGGAAAUUUCUUGUUUUCACACCUUGACGAUGAGCAGUUCAAGACCGUGUUGAGCGCACUCGUUGAAAAGCCCAUCCCCGCGAAAGACAUCAAAGUGAUAUCUCAGGGAGACGCGGGCGACUAUUUCUACAUCGUGGAGAAGGGCCAAUUUGAUAUUUAUAUUCACCCCUCUGGCUCGGUGCAACCCGGUCUCGAUGGCCUGGGAAACAAGGUCAGCAGUACUGGACCUGGUGGCUCCUUUGGUGAGCUUGCUCUAAUGUACAAUGCGCCACGUGCCGCGACGGUUAUCUCUACAGAGGCCAAGAGCACACUUUGGGCGUUGGAUCGCAUCACCUUCCGUCGAAUUCUGAUGGACUCGGCUUUCCAGCGGCGUCGUAUGUAUGAGGCAUUCUUGGAGGAGGUCCCUCUUCUCUCGUCCCUCAAGCCAUAUGAGCGGUCGAAGAUUGCUGAUGCCCUGGAUACUAUCAAAUACCCCGCUGGUUCCACUAUCAUCAACGAGGGUGACCCUGGCGAUGCAUUCUAUCUCUUGGAGUCCGGCGAGGCUGAGGCGUUCAAGAACGGAGUUUCGGUUAAGAAUUACCACCGGGGCGACUACUUUGGUGAAUUGGCUCUAUUGGACGACAAGCCGCGUGCGGCAAGUAUCGUCACAAAAACUGAAGUGAAGGUGGCGCGUUUGGGUCGUGAUGGGUUUAAGAGACUGUUAGGACCCGUGGAGGAUAUCAUGCGUCGGGCUGAUUAUCAGGUGGAUGCGGCCAAGUCUUCCGUUUCUUCAUGA